Molecule: messenger RNA, 372 nt
Organism: Striga hermonthica
Lineage: Eukaryota; Viridiplantae; Streptophyta; Magnoliopsida; Lamiales; Orobanchaceae
Source: the annotation of a GenBank genome assembly
AUGGAGCGUGCGAAUAUACUUUAUUCGCAAAACCCAAAAAAUAAAAGUAAUAAAUCCUUCAAGUACGAGCAUGUGUGGAAUAUUAUGAAAGAUUUUACAUUGUUUGAGUGCACAUCAACCAGGCGUAACACUUUUUCAUCUCAACCGCAAUCAGAUACACAACCUGAGUCUCCCAUUUCACCUAAUCCAGAACUAUCUAAUUUUUCUAUUAAUUUAAGCGAUGAAAAUGCUAGUGGUGGUUCAUCAUCACAACGACCAUUAGGUACUAAAAAAUCAAAAUUCAAGAGAAAACAGGGAGAAGACGUAUCUGCAGUUAUAAAAACAAUGAAAGAGGAAAAUAAAAAAUUUAGAGAGAUGAUAAGAAGCUCAGUU